Molecule: messenger RNA, 231 nt
Organism: Arctia plantaginis
Lineage: Eukaryota; Metazoa; Arthropoda; Insecta; Lepidoptera; Erebidae
Source: the annotation of a GenBank genome assembly
AUGAAUUUAUGGUCGCGAGGUGUAAGUUGCGUGUUCGUGCUUGUAAUCCGUGAACAAGUCCCGUUGGGAGCUAAAACGUUUGUUUUUAGCCUAAAAGUUAUUGGUGCAGUGUCGUCGAUCGUGUGCAGUGGUGUGUGUGCAUACGUGUGUGUUUGUGUUGUGCGUGCAAAUCGCGCGCGGGAUGGCGCGCAGCUAGCGAUCCGCGCCCGCCGCGGCAUGCGUGCUGCCUAG